Messenger RNA from Oncorhynchus masou masou (cherry salmon), 408 nucleotides. RefSeq names its product ras-related C3 botulinum toxin substrate 1-like. Gene Ontology annotation, biological process: motor neuron axon guidance; regulation of actin cytoskeleton organization; engulfment of apoptotic cell. The transcript has a single exon. The coding region runs from base 1 to 381 and encodes 126 amino acids. Gene Ontology annotation, cellular component: cell projection; cytoplasmic vesicle; cytoskeleton. The record is from RefSeq and is a predicted model, not a curated record. Lineage: Eukaryota; Metazoa; Chordata; Actinopteri; Salmoniformes; Salmonidae. Gene Ontology annotation, molecular function: GTP binding; protein kinase binding; GTPase activity.
AUGCAGGCCAUCAAGUGUGUUGUAGUGGGGGACGGCUUUGACAACUACUCUGCCAAUGUGAUGGUCGAUGGGAAACCAGUGAAUCUGGGUCUAUGGGAUACAGCAGGACAGGAAGACUACGACAGACUCCGACCACUGUCCUAUCCACAGACGGAUGUGUUCUUGAUUUGCUUCUCCCUCGUGAGUCCUGCCUCCUUUGAAAACGUCCAUGCCAAGUGGUACCCAGAGGUGAGACACCACUGCCCCAACACCCCCAUCAUCCUGGUGGGCACCAAGCUGGAUCUGAGAGACGACAAGGACACCAUCGAGAAGCUGAAGGAGAAGAAACUCACCCCCAUCACCUACCCCCAGGGCCUGGCCAUGGCCAAAGAGAUUGGUUAGUUUACUAAUGGUACUUAGUCUUGUCCA